Messenger RNA from Trematosphaeria pertusa, 807 nucleotides. RefSeq lists its product as uncharacterized. NCBI's taxonomy places the organism in Eukaryota, Fungi, Ascomycota, Dothideomycetes, Pleosporales, Trematosphaeriaceae. The record is from RefSeq and is a predicted model, not a curated record. The transcript has 6 exons. Bases 1 to 807 code for a protein of 268 amino acids.
AUGCCACUGCCUUCAAUGAUCUUUGGUCGGCGUCGAGAGCGAAGCGGCGCACAUAGAGUUGCUGCAACAAAGAAAGGCUUCACCGAUAGGGGUGGGCCAGCCAUGUUCGAUCUCCUCCGAUCCACCCUUACGUUCCCAGCCGAUGUGGAAGCAAAAGGCGCAAAACUUGCUUCCGAUAUUGAAUUCAUUCGCAACUCAAGCCAAGAAGACCUUGUUUUAAAUAUGGACAUCUGGUCCAUAUUUCUUUAUAUGGCGCAAUGCGUUCCGCUGGAUCAUCCAUGGCAAGAUGCUCUGCUAGUUGCCCUUACCAAGCUGCGCCUGAAAGGUGGCCCUAUCUCCAACGACACAGAGAACAACUCGGCUAUUGACAAGUACCUACCUGAGCUAUAUGGUGAUCUUACCCUUGAUGAAUGGAAGAAUUUUAACUCGUUCAUUGCUCGACUAAUGGGUAUGGGCUUCAUUAAAUUUAGGUCCUUUCCCUUUAAUUGUCUCCGCAUGGCGCUUGAAACCCCAGUAGAAGAUGAGCGGAAGAGAGACGCCACCGUCUGGAUAGCGAGCGUAUGGGUAAUCUAUUGCGGUAGUUACAUCUUCGACACCGUUCGUUAUGAUCGUCUCUCCCACCCCGAUAGUUUGGAGAUUCAUGUUGAACAGGCCCGGCGAGCGUAUCGCCUAGGCCCUCUUUGCCCUAACGUUGAGCUAAUUAGCGUAGAGCGGUGGGCUUUUUGGAAGAAAAGAUUUACUGAGCUCGCAGCUGCUAGCAGCACUGUAAAUCUUAAGGCCGAUACUACUAAAAAGAUAAGUAUAUAA